CAGAGAUGCCAGAGACACUUCACACGGAGACAGUUCCAGACAAUACAAAUAAUGAUUUAAUCGAUGAGAUAAAAGCUCGUCUCAUAGAUUUUUCAAAUAAAUCCCCUGAGGAAAUGAGGAAAGGCCUUGAAGAUAUGUGCGAAAAAUUGAGAAAGCUUAAAACGCCAUCUGCAUGUGCAUCUUAUUUGGCAAAUUUUGGUGAAGGAAAAUCUAGAAAAAAUCGCGGUAACUAUAUUCCCGUUCAGUCCACUGCAAUAAGCAGAAGAAAAAACAAGUUGGCAGGUCGCAGAUGUCAUCCGGGGGGAAGACAAAGACCACACUCUAAGCAAAGCGAGGAAUUUGUAAAGACAGUAGAAAUUUCUGAAAUGGCUACCUUUCCACCACCAGCUACGUAGUCAUCCCAGUCAGCUCCAGACUUUUGAAGGUGCGCGACUGUUUACUGCAGCAUAGUGUGUAGGAUUUUCUUAAUCUGAGAUCCAACGUAAUGGAACUAUUAAGGGAAUGAUUGUAGUAAGUUUUUUCUUAAAGCUCAGGCCUAGCCUUACUGCUGAAAUAUAUUAAGUUUUUUUGUUGUACCUCGGGUCUGACCCGAUUA
Molecule: messenger RNA, 595 nt
Organism: Schistocerca nitens (vagrant locust)
Lineage: Eukaryota; Metazoa; Arthropoda; Insecta; Orthoptera; Acrididae
Exons: 3
Coding region: 6-395 (129 amino acids)
Source: RefSeq, a predicted model, not a curated record